Branchiostoma belcheri (Belcher's lancelet) is the source of this 1350-nucleotide messenger RNA. Its product is annotated as protein deglycase DJ-1-like. Gene Ontology annotation, biological process: protein deglycation, glyoxal removal; guanine deglycation, glyoxal removal. Gene Ontology annotation, molecular function: protein deglycase activity. Gene Ontology annotation, cellular component: nucleus; cytosol. Lineage: Eukaryota; Metazoa; Chordata; Leptocardii; Amphioxiformes; Branchiostomatidae. The coding region runs from base 102 to 905 and encodes 267 amino acids. The record is from RefSeq and is a predicted model, not a curated record. The transcript has 8 exons.
AUUACAGGUACUCGCGGCCUUUCACGAGUGUUGUCACGAAUAGGCACAUAGCACAGAACCACAAUAUAACAUGUAUUACUAGGCAUGCAGAUACUGUAUGUAUGGAAAGUAGCUACAAAAAGAAACUUCAGGAAAACAAAACCAUCUCGGGCCGGCCAUCCCGUUGGACGGGUUACUUCAUGGCAGCAGCCCGCGCAAGUUGGAAGCUGCUAUCCUUGGUCACAAAACGGGUGUUUUUCCCCGUAAAGCUGUCCCAGACAAGCUUGGCAGUUACUCUGAGAUAUUCUACAGCUUCUUGUGACAAGUCUGGUCCCCAUUUUUCGACAGACAACAUGGGGGAUGACGAGGUGACAGCGUUGGUGAUCCUGGCCGAAGGCGCCGAGGAGAUGGAGACCGUCAUCUCGGUGGACGUCAUGCGCCGGGGAGGGAUCAAGGUGACCCUUGCAGGGCUGGCUGGAACUGACCCGGUCAAGUGUAGCCGUGACGUGGUCAUCUGUCCGGACACCAGUCUGGACGAGGCUCGCAAACAUGGUCCCUAUGAUGUGGUUGUGUUGCCUGGUGGACUGGGAGGGGCCAAGAACCUGGCUGCCUCUGCCAAGGUGAAGGAAGUGUUACAGGAGCAGGAAGGGAAGGGGAAGCUGGUGGCUGCAGUGUGUGCAGGUCCCACUGCGUUGGUGAGCCAUGGUAUUGGGAAGGACAAGACAGUCACCUCUCACCCCAGUGUGCAGAAGGUGAUGGAGGAAGCCGGCCAUCCCUACACAGAAGCCCGGGUGUCCAGAGAUGGUCACAUCAUCACCAGCCGGGGGCCCGGAACCUGCUUCGAGUUUGCUCUCCAGAUUGUGGAGGCACUCCGAGGCAAGGAGGUGGCUGACAAACUGGUCCCUCCCAUGCUCCUCAAACUGUAGUCUUGUCCUGACGAUCCUCCAGGGAUCUAAAGCUUUCUUUGUGAAGACUUGGCUAUCAAUGCAGCUGGAAAAUCUUCAAACUGAAAUGGUGAAUUAGAUAUGUCAUGUUGCUAAUGACUGUAAAGGAAUUGUUAGAGAAGCAGGAAAACAAAUUGACAAGUAGAAAAGACUGACAUUGACAAGUAGGAAAUACUGUGUUAAGAAGUUAAGUCUGUCCACUGCUGCUGUGAACAUGAUUUUCCUAUCAUUGUAGAAACAAUACUGAUGUAAAGGGGGCUGUAAGCUGCUCCAUCAUGAAAAAAGCAGAGCUUUUGACCGCAGAAACAACUUAUUUUAUUUGUAAAAUUAUCUUCACAAAUGGUAUAUUCUUUGAGUAAGUCACUCUGAUCAAAAGAAGCUCAAGGUAUUCUAUGAUUCUGGGUGAAGUAAAGUAUUGACAAUGCGA